AUGCAGAUCUCUGGUCCACCCUUGGUCGCUGUCGCGACUGGAAUUGUCGGUUCCGCUUGGUCAGCUGGCGCCAUCGCAUCAUUGUCACUGAUAGUUACGCCCUCACUGAAAGCAUGCCCUGAGUCCACAGCCCAAACAUGGGCUGAUAUCUACAAGCGCGGAGCAGACCUGAUGCCAAAGGUGGCGCUUGGGGUUGCUCUCGCAUACGGAUACGUUGCCUACGAUGCUCACAGCCGCGGCGUAAAAUGGAUUGGAUUCGCUGCCGCUGCUACCAGUUUGCUUGGAAUUGUGCCGUUCACCUUGAUCGUCAUGAAGAAAACCAACACAUCGCUGCAUGAGGCUGCCAGAGCAGGUACCCCAGGUAGCGAUCGCGUGGUGAACGGCUUAUUGGAAACCUGGACCCUGAUGAAUUUUUCGCGGAGUUUAUUCCCGCUUGCCGGGGCUGUGAUCGGUGCCAUUUCUUUUCUCGACGCUCUGUGA
Molecule: messenger RNA, 480 nt
Organism: Pochonia chlamydosporia 170
Lineage: Eukaryota; Fungi; Ascomycota; Sordariomycetes; Hypocreales; Clavicipitaceae
Exons: 2
Coding region: 1-480 (159 amino acids)
Source: RefSeq, a predicted model, not a curated record